AUGCCCCAACUAAAACCCCACGAACGCAUUCAAGUCGAUACAAGCGACGAGGAUUCCCAAGACGGCCAAUCCAUCUUCGACAGCCAAUCCCUCAUAGACUCCAACCUCUCUUUCGCUUCCUCCGUCCGCGACUAUUGCUAUGAAAACGGCCGCCGCUACCACGCCUACCGCCAUGGCCAAUACCCAUUCCCAAACGACCAAGAAGAGCAAGACCGCCUUCUUCUCCUCCACCACCUUUUUAAGCUAACACUCGGUGGUGAGCUCUACCGCGCCCCGAUCCAACCCCGCGACGACCGCCCCACUCCACCCCCGCGCCGCAUCCUCGACAUAGGCACCGGAACAGCCGAAUGGGCCUUCGAAAUGGCGGAAGAUUUCCCAAAUGCGGAAAUUAUCGGUACAGACCUCAGUCCCAUCCAGCCGAGCUGGGCGCCGCCGAAUUGCCGCUUCUACAUCGAUGAUGCAGAGAGUGAUUGGACCUUCACGCCCGGGGAAAAGUUUGACUAUAUUCAUAUGCGGAGUAUGGGCGGUGGGAUUGGGGAUUGGCCGAAAUUACUCAAGCAGGCUUAUCAGCAUUUGCGGCCUGGUGGGUGGAUAGAGGUGCAGGAGUUUGAAGCUGCUGUGGCGUCGGACGACGGGACGCAUGCUCUUGCUCCUACAAUGGUUGAAUGGAUAGAGAAGGUAAAUGAUGCGGCGAGGCGGUUUGGGAAACCGAUGAAUAUUGCUUCUCAGGUCCAGUCUUGGAUGGAGAGUGGUGGUUUUGUAAACGUGACGGACGAUAUUUAUAAGUGCCCCGUUGGAGGAUGGGCGAAGGACCGACAGCUUAAGGAGAUCGGUCGCCUUGGAAAAGUCUUGGUUCUAAAAGUGGUGGAGCCAUAUAGUCUUGCACUAUUUACGCGGGUCCUUGGGUUCACUUACCAAGAGGCGCAGAGCUAUCUAGAGAAAGUUCGAGCCGAGAUGAUGAACACAAAGUGUCAUCUUUACUUCUUCUUCCACUUUGUUUAUGGGCAGCGGCCCAUGGAGACAAAUGGUGAGGAUUCGACAUGA
This is a messenger RNA of Penicillium pulvis, 1044 nucleotides long. Its product is annotated as class I SAM-dependent methyltransferase. The transcript has 3 exons. The record is from RefSeq and is a predicted model, not a curated record. Gene Ontology annotation, molecular function: methyltransferase activity. Bases 1 to 1044 code for a protein of 347 amino acids. Lineage: Eukaryota; Fungi; Ascomycota; Eurotiomycetes; Eurotiales; Aspergillaceae.